This is a messenger RNA of Scomber japonicus (chub mackerel), 1459 nucleotides long. Its product is annotated as disks large homolog 1-like. The record is from RefSeq and is a predicted model, not a curated record. Bases 1 to 1404 code for a protein of 467 amino acids. Gene Ontology annotation, cellular component: postsynaptic density membrane; neuromuscular junction; neuron projection. NCBI's taxonomy places the organism in Eukaryota, Metazoa, Chordata, Actinopteri, Scombriformes, Scombridae. Gene Ontology annotation, molecular function: protein binding. The transcript is spliced from 14 exons. Gene Ontology annotation, biological process: chemical synaptic transmission; neurotransmitter receptor localization to postsynaptic specialization membrane.
AUGAAGGAGCCCAGGAAGGUGGUGCUGCACAGAGGAGCGACGGGUCUGGGCUUCAACAUCGUCGGCGGUGAGGACGGCGAAGGGAUCUUCAUCUCCUUCAUCCUCGCUGGAGGACCAGCUGACCUCUGUGGAGAGCUGAGGAAAGGAGACAGGCUGGUGUCGGUGAACGGAGUCGACCUUCGUAACGCGACGCACGAACAAGCGGCCGCCGCUCUGAAGAACGCGGGACAGACGGUCACCAUCAUCGCCCACUACAGGCCGGAGGAGUACAGCCGGUUUGAAGCAAAGAUUCAUGACUUGAGGGAGCAGAUGAUGAACAGCAGCAUCAGCUCAGGAUCUGGAUCUCUGAGGACGAGCCAGAAGAGAUCGCUUUACGUCAGAGCUCUGUUUGACUACGAUAAGACCAGAGACUCCGGUCUUCCCAGUCAGGGACUCAACUUUAAGUUCGGAGACAUUCUGCACGUGGUGAACGCCUCCGAUGACGAGUGGUGGCAAGCUAGACAGCUGACGGCUCAGGGAGACCUGGAGGAAGUGGGAGUGAUUCCCAGCAAGAGACGAGUGGAGAAGAAGGAGCGAGCGAGAUUAAAGACGGUGAAGUUCAACGCUAAGUCUCGAGACAGAGGGCAGUCUCUCACUGACAAGCGUAAAAAGAACCUCUUUACCAGAAAGUUUCCGUUCUACAACAAGAGCAAAGAGGCGAGCGAGCAGGAGACGAGCGACGUGGACCAACACGUGACGUCUAACGCCAGCGAUAGUGAGAGUAGCUACCGUGGACAGGAGGAGUACGUUCUGUCGUAUGAACCCGUCACUCAGCAGGAAGUGAACUACACUCGUCCCGUCAUCAUCCUCGGACCGAUGAAGGACCGGAUCAACGAUGACCUCAUCUCUGAGUUCCCUGAUAAAUUCGGAUCCUGCGUUCCACAUACGACCCGACCGAAGCGUGACUAUGAGGUAGACGGCAGAGAUUAUCACUUUGUGGUUUCCAGAGAGCAGAUGGAGAAAGACAUCCAGGAUCAUAAGUUCAUCGAGGCGGGUCAAUAUAACAACCACCUGUACGGGACCAGCGUGCAGUCGGUCCGAGAGGUGGCGGAGAAGGGUAAACACUGUAUCCUGGAUGUUUCGGGGAACGCUAUAAAGAGACUCCAGCUGGCUCAGCUUCAUCCCAUCGCCAUCUUCAUCAAACCCAAAACAGUAGAGAACAUCAUGGAGAUGAACAAGCGUCUGACGGAGGAGCAGGGAAGGAAAACCUUCGACAGAGCUACUAAACUGGAGCAAGAGUUCACUGAGCAUUUCACAGCCAUCGUGCAGGGCGACACGCUGGAGGAGAUCUACGAGCAGGUGAAGCAGAUCAUCGAGGAACAGUCGGGUCCGUUCAUCUGGGUUCAGUCCAAGGAGAAGUUAUGAAGACCAGAACCCUUCAUCACUCCUCUCCUCCUCCUCCUCCUCCUCCUCCUCCUCC